This is a messenger RNA of Mercenaria mercenaria, 790 nucleotides long. Its product is annotated as complement C1q tumor necrosis factor-related protein 3-like. The record is from RefSeq and is a predicted model, not a curated record. Bases 1 to 735 code for a protein of 244 amino acids. The transcript is spliced from 4 exons. Gene Ontology annotation, molecular function: protein binding. Lineage: Eukaryota; Metazoa; Mollusca; Bivalvia; Venerida; Veneridae.
AUGACGGAAUCAGUACAAUCUGGCAGCAUCUUUUGCUUCGUUUGUAUUGUUAUUUGUUCUGUUGCCGCGGCUUCAAGCGCAGCUGAAGAUAAAAUUGGAGCUGAAUACAUUUUGAGGGAAAUUCAAAAUUUGAAAACAAAAGUGUCGGAAUUAGAAAAUGAUGUCAUUCGUCUUCAGAGACGUAACGACGACUUAGAGCAAGAAGUAUCCACUUUGCAGCAUGAACAGGAAUAUACAAAGGAAAAUGGUGCUGUUCAAAGCUAUGGCAAUAAGGCUGCAAACCAAACGUAUUACGAAAAAUAUCCCCGAAGCGUGGCUUCAUCAUGUCAGAUUGCGUUCACAGUAGGUGUAUCCGUUGUUGACUUGACAAAUUUAGGUGACCAUCACACUGUCAUCUUCGACAGGGCGAUCUCCAACAUUGGCAAUGCUUAUAGCACAACCUCUGGCAUUUUCCAAGUGCCAUUAAAAGGCGCAUAUGUUUUCACUCUGACAAUGAUGGUACUCUCCCGUCAUAGCGAAUAUCUGGAAAUUGUCGUCGAUGGAAAUCGUAUUAACGACAUUUUAGCAGAUGCUUCUUCAGUUGACGAUUUUAUGUCUACUACAAAACAGUGGAUUCUCGAUCUUAACAGUGGCUCUGAAGUCUGGAUUCGAACCUCUUCGUAUCAAAACCAUGGUGAAAUACAUGGAACAAUGCAUACACUUUUCAGUGGAUUUCUCUUAUUCGAGACAGAGUAAUAUCGCUAUUGUUUUUAUGUUUAUAUCUGAAUGCAAAAAUAAAUGUUGCUGAAGG